Messenger RNA from Trypanosoma rangeli, 762 nucleotides. RefSeq names its product SAM-dependent methyltransferase. The transcript has a single exon. Gene Ontology annotation, molecular function: methyltransferase activity. Gene Ontology annotation, cellular component: cytoplasm. NCBI's taxonomy places the organism in Eukaryota, Euglenozoa, Kinetoplastea, Trypanosomatida, Trypanosomatidae. Bases 1 to 762 code for a protein of 253 amino acids. Gene Ontology annotation, biological process: N-terminal protein amino acid methylation. The record is from RefSeq and is a predicted model, not a curated record.
AUGCCAGGGGUACCCAAAGAGGUCCCCAAGAGGACUCCGCAGCUCAUUCCUGGCUGUGACACAGACGGCCGCACGUACAAGUGUGCCGAAGACAUGUGGGCACAUGAACUCCGUGGGGAUUUGUACGACUCUGAAACCGGAUGGUAUGGGAAGUCGUUGCAAUAUUGGUCAAAAGUGCCGGCAACAGUAAGUGGGGUGUUGGGCGGCAUGGAACACAUUCACGAUGUGGAUGUCAAGGAGUCUCGGGCGUUUAUCACAUCUCUCCCCGACCGUGGCACUGCUCAUGCAUUGGAUUGCGGUGCCGGUAUUGGUCGCAUCACGAAAUGUUUACUCUGCUCCUUGUACACAGUUACCGAUGUCUUGGAGCCUGUGCCCAGCAUGCUUGAGAAAGCCAAAGAAGAGCUCAAAGGCUAUCCGGUGGGAGAAUUUUUACUUUUUUCCAUGGAGACAGUCCAGCUAAAGCCAAACACGUAUGAUCUUAUAGUUAUUCAGUGGACAGCAAUUUACCUAACGGACGAUGAUUUUGUCAAGUUUUUGGCGCACUGUAAAACUGCGCUUACGUCAAAGGGGUAUAUUUUCUUUAAGGAAAACUGUUCCUUUGAUGAACGGUUUGUCGUCGACAAGGAGGACAGUAGUUUGACAAGAUCUGAUGCGCAUUACAAGCGAAUCUUCGCCGCAGCGGGAGUAAAUGUUGUGAAGGAGGCGAUACAGAAUGACUGGCCAGAGGAAUUAUUCAAGGUGAAGAUGUACGCACUGCGUUAA